Messenger RNA from Drosophila bipectinata, 976 nucleotides. RefSeq lists its product as uncharacterized. The record is from RefSeq and is a predicted model, not a curated record. NCBI's taxonomy places the organism in Eukaryota, Metazoa, Arthropoda, Insecta, Diptera, Drosophilidae.
AUUAUUGGGUGAAUUUCAACACACAACAAAUACGAACGAGUAAGAAACAAGAUGGAUGGCAAAAGGAAGGUGCAAAAUGAAAUAAGUUAAAUGAAACACAAAUUACUCCCGAAAAAGACGCGCACAAUAAACAAUCACUGCCAGGUGCAUUACCGAUGUUAUUUUCACAAUUCUAAACAACACUCCACAUUUCUUCACGUAGAAGGCCAACAAAUUAAAAUGUGUUACGAAUACGGGACAAACACAACGUGCUUCUUAUUUAGUCAAAACAUAAAAGAACUUUUUUUCGGACUGGUGCCGAUUACUGGGCACUCGCUGAAGAUACUCGUUCUGGUUGACUCGCUGAAAACGAUUGGUAGCAUUUCCGCAGUUUUCACGGAUGGGUAGCACUCGAUAAGCCGGUCACAUGUUUAUAAGCUAAUUCAAACUGAAGAAAAACAAAAAGAAAACAAAUAAAGGAAGAAGAACAAUUUUACAGAGGUGGCAGCACUUGACUUUUUUGACGGACCUCUCGGACAAAAGGCGAACGAUCACACUACCAAAACCAUUAGAGACGUCGAUGUCUUCCGAAAUUUUCGAGGACACAGAUCUGAUUUUUGCUGAGCACCUCGACGACAGUCAACCAAGCAUCUCACUCGACCAGAGCAUGUUGGAGGACCAAGAGCUACAGCUGCAGAAGGGACUAGAGGACAUGGAGAAGGAGAGUUCCAGCUCAUGUUCCAGCUCAUAUUCCUAUAAGCCAUCAACUAAGAAGCGCAAGGCUGCGGCGGAUGAAAGCUGUGCCCUAACACAGAAAUUUACGGAGUACGUUGACUUGCACUUGUCCAUACUAUCGCAGACCAAAAAAGUUCCACUGGUGGUCACCUACUGGGGCGAAAUAAUGAAAGAUCUGCCGGAAGAAAUGCAAGAUCAAGCGGAACAGCAUAUAACCAAAUUUUUGUUGGAUUUGAAACAAAAAGCAAAAUACCAUGAAUAA